This is a messenger RNA of Poecilia latipinna (sailfin molly), 3487 nucleotides long. It is a transcript of the gene ttll11, whose product is annotated as tubulin tyrosine ligase-like family, member 11. NCBI's taxonomy places the organism in Eukaryota, Metazoa, Chordata, Actinopteri, Cyprinodontiformes, Poeciliidae. Gene Ontology annotation, biological process: protein polyglutamylation; microtubule cytoskeleton organization. Bases 108 to 2309 code for a protein of 733 amino acids. The transcript has 10 exons. Gene Ontology annotation, cellular component: ciliary basal body. Gene Ontology annotation, molecular function: tubulin-glutamic acid ligase activity; tubulin binding. The record is from RefSeq and is a predicted model, not a curated record.
GUCGGUCAAGAUAGCAAUGCGGGCCACAUUGUUUCUGAUCGGCUCCCCGGUUUCGGAUUACUGCGCUCCGCGGAACUGCAGCGGCGUGAGUUAUCGCGUUUCCCAUAAUGAGUGAUCAUUAUGGAGAUGUCAAGGUUCAGCUCGGGCAGAUGAAAUCACUGGGCGAGGAUGCAGAGAAGGAGGAAGUGGAUCCCGAGGAAGAGAUGCCCGUGUCUUCUCCCUCCGCCUCACCAGAUCCCGCCGGCUGCUGCAUCACCACCGCCCCGGGGACGGAUGCACUGUCCACCAAUAUUUGCAAGCAGAAGGGGAAAAGAAGCCGCAAGAAUCCUUGCGGGAAGCCCUUGCAGGGAUUUCCAGCUCACGCUGUGAAAAACAUCAACAGUCCUAUCUGUGAGCAAACCCUCCUCAUCAAGGGGACGGGGAAGAUCCUGCAAGGCAAGUCAGCAGAGAGUAACGGGAACUACGUAGCCGUCCACGAAUCCAGCGACACACAGGAAACACGCUGCGAGGAUGAAUUCAAGCUCCCCAGAAAGAGGAGGCCUGUGACGGUGGACACAUCUAAAGCCAAAACCUCCCUGGAAGCCUUGAAGCUGAGCAUCAAGGAGCUACAGUGGAAAGAGUUUCACACGGGAAGACGUGCAGCAUGUGACAUCUACUGGCACGGUGUUUCCUUCCACGACAAUGAAAAUAUUGUGUCAGGACAAGUCAACAAGUUCCCAGGGAUGGUGGAGAUGCUGAGGAAGAUCAACCUGAGCAGAGCGGUUCGGACCAUGCAAGAGCUUUUCCCAGAAGAGUACGACUUCUAUCCGCGCUCCUGGAUCCUGCCUGAAGAGUACCAGCAGUUUUCCACAGAGAUUCGUAUGGUGAAGGAGAGCGACGCCACGGAGAGCCCGACUUUCAUCGUCAAGCCCGACGGGGGAUCGCAAGGGGACGGCAUCUACCUCAUCCGAGACCCCGGCGAUCUGAAGCUGGUGGUGGGCGCGCAGGCCAAACAAGCGGUGGUGCAGGAGUACAUCCACAAGCCGCUGCUCAUCGACAAGCUCAAAUUCGACAUCCGCCUCUACGUGCUGAUAAAGUCCGUGCAGCCGCUGGAGAUCUACAUCGCCAAAGAAGGCCUGACGCGCUUCUGCACCGAACCGUACCAGGAGCCAAGCCAGAAGAACCUGAGCCGCGUCUUCAUGCACCUGACCAACUACUCGCUCAACGUUCAAAGCGGCAACUACGUCCACUCAGACAGCCAGAACACAGGCAGCAAGCGGACGCUCUCCAGCGUGCUCUACAGGCUGGCAGCCAAGGGCGUGGACAUCAAGCGGGUCUGGUCGGACAUCAUCGCCCUCGUCAUCAAGUCCGUCAUCGCCGUGCUACCGGACCUUAAAGUCCACUACCAAGCCGAUAUACCGCCUGCUAAGCCAGGGCCUACUUGUUUCCAGAUCCUCGGCUUCGACAUCCUGCUGAUGAAGAACCUGAAGCCGGUGUUACUAGAGGUCAACUCCAACCCCAGUAUGAGAAUAGAACAUGAACAGGAAGUGGCUCCGGGAGUUUUCGAGUACGUUCCCAGUCCAGUAGACGAGCAGGUGAAAGUGGGGGUGAUCAGGGACACGCUGCGCCUCAUGGACCCCUUCAACAAGAAACUGACAGCGACUCCUCACCCAGCAGGAGGCGGGUCCGAUCCUGUGGAGGUGAUCCCAGCGGACGGCGACUCUCAAGGCCGGAGUCCAGAUAACGCGGGUAAUCUGCCUCCGCUGUGCUUGAAGCAGGUCUACCCGAAGUACACCAAACAGUUCAGCCACCUGCGGCUGGUGGAGCGAAUCGCCGCUCUCUUCAUUCGCUUCCUCGGGGUGAAGGGCAACAUGCGCCUCGGCCCCACUGCCUUCCGAACCUUCAUCAGGACUUGUAAACUGAGCAACAGCAACCUCACCAUGGCCUCAGUGGACAUCUUGUAUAUUGACAUCACACGUCGAUGGUCCUUCGCCCUGGCCGACUCCCGAGAAGCAGGGAUGGGACUGCAGGCAUUCGUGGAAGCCUUUUUCAACCUGGCGGGGCGGCGGUUCAAAUCCCUCGCGCUGAGGGAGCAGGUAGUGUCCCUGCUGGACCUGUGCGAGUCUCACCUGGGGCCGCAGUCCGGCGCCGAGGACAGACGCUCGCUGAGCUGCAGCAGGGCGCUGCCGCGAGGCGGCAGGACCCCGGCACUCUACCUCCCCCGCCCUCGGCCCAUCUCUCCGGCCGCACACCGGAGGGCCACGAGCCAGGACUGCCGGCCACAUCAAAGACCAAAGCCUCGCACGCUCAGGGCAAACGUGGAGAACUGAUGAGAGGGAAACCCGCUGCAUCGCCUUGGACCCUCUCCACAGGAGCGAGCGGGGAGGAGGGGUGAUUAAGGGUCCAUUUCUCCUCCGCAGAGUCUGAGAAGGGCUAGUCGACCCCUGCUGGCUGGCUCGUCGGCACACUGCUCUCUGCCUGAUUGCUUUUUUUUUCUUUUUUUUUCUUUUUUUCCUUUUGAGGAGGAAGAUGGCCUCGGGGAGGGUGUGGGGGGACCGAAAUGGUAAUGGAGGCUGGUGGAUUCCUUCCUCUCCUCAGAUCAUGACAGAUCACACGUUAACAGUGCGGUCCUGUCAGGAGGAGGAUGUGGCUGCUUUUUAUGUACUGUUUGAUUCUAAAGGGCAGCUACUUGCUUCCCUGCUCUUCUGUCUGACUACGUCUCCAAUAAAACCUUUAUAUGUUUUAUUUUUUUAUGGGUUUUUUCCCCCAGGGAGCAUAGUAGAUAUUUUAUGUAAGUUAAUUCACACAGAUCACACAAACAAGUGGGUGUAAGGGAGCAUCCUGUGUGUUAUACACUUGCAUCAUGAUGUCAUUUAAAAUAGUUUUUUUUUUGUUUUCCAGUAAUUCAAUUGAACUCUCAAAUAUCUCAAAUAUCAUGUACCUAAUAAUAAUCCAAAAUGAAGUUUAUCAGAACAUAAAUUGUACUGAACUAGUUAUGUUCAGUUAAACAUUUACUGUACAACUACAUGUACUCAAUUAUUUCAUGACUGUUUGCAUCAGUGACCCCAGCCUCUCUGGGCUUUGCUUAACAACCUCCCUGUUGCUUUAGCACUUUUUCCUCCCACUGAACUUUCUAUGUUAAUGUACUUGGAUAGAGCCAGACCCUUUUUGUCAGAAGUGUCCAAAAGUCACCAAGUUCAAAGUGUUGUGGGCCACAAAAAAAAAAAAAAAAACUAAAGUCAAAAUGUGCUAUUUAUAUAUUCAAACAUUGAUUGGGAUUUAUGAAUCAUUCGAAACACAAAAUGAGUCGAGGAAUUUUGCCUCGGUACAUGAGAGGCAUACAUAAUAGAUGUUUUGAGUUUUAAUCUAUUUUCAGCAACAGGUGUGUGUCACGGCUCACUUUUUCUUCAAAGAAAAAAAAAAAACUCUUGCUGUGUUAAGCUAAGGUUAUUACAUGAGUCACCUGGGUCUGCUUUUGAGUCACUGGACGUUUCUGGUCCUGUUUAUU